CCCAUGAAUUUAAGGACGAGGAGGGAAGCGGGGCACUAUAAAACAGAGAGAGAUUGGGAGAGACAGUCUAUAUACGAGCGUACUGCACAGGGACACACUGAGAGACUGAGAGAGACAGUCCAUAUACGAGCGUACUGCACAGGGACACACUGAGGGACUGAGAGAGAGAAGGAGAGAAGGAGAGAUGGUGCGACAAGAAAGGAAGCAGACUUCUUUUACAGUGAUCCUGGUGGUGCUGCUCUGUCUGUGCCCCCCUCCCCUGGCUCCCUCGCCCCUGUGUGGGGGUCUCGGGUGCCCCCCCUCCAUCCUCCUGUCGGACCUCCUGGACCGAGCGACACAGCUCUCCCAGCGACUGCACUCCCUGAGCAGAACCGCCACAGCGGGCCUGGACCCCCACUUCUCCCCCCUGCUGAAGCCCAGCCCCUCCUCUUUGUGCCACACCUCCUCGCUGGCCACGCCUGAACACAAGGACCAGGCGCUCACUCUGCAGCAGGGGGAGCUCCUCUCUCUCAUCAUGACUCUGCUGCGUUCCUGGACUCCCCCGCUGAUGUUCCUGGUCCGAGAGUCGCAGUCCCUCCACCCCCCACACCCCCUCUCCGGCGCCCUCUCUUGGCAGACGGCAGAACUGUCCCAGCAGAGCCAGAAGCUGGCCAAGGGCCUGGAGACCAUCCUGAACCGGUUUGACCCCCCAGCUGCCCACAAGGCCAGCUUUGGGAACGCGGACGAACUCUGGAAGGGCGGAGCCUCGGGCUUCCCGGGGAGCGACAGGAAGUCCCGCCUCCUCAACGUCUACUUCCUGCUGUCGUGCUUCCGGCGCGACUCUCACAAGAUCGACAGCUUCCUGAAGCUGCUGCGCUGCCGGGCCCUGGAGAACGGGGCGGAGCCCUGCUGAGGAAACCGACGCCCGCCGGCCGCCAUCGUGGCUCUAGCUCCGGCCCGGCUGAGCGCGGAGGCCGGCCUCCGGUCAGAGCCACAGUGGAGACGGGUUCCUAACGCUGUGACCCAGCCUGCAGGACUUCACUGAUCCCCUUCUAAUAGAUAAACUCCCUGCUGCUCUUCUAAUAGAUAAACUCCCUGCUGUUUGCUUUCUGAACUGCUUCUGUCGCACUGAAACGCACAAGCUGAACACAUACACACACACACACACACACUGACACACAGAGACCAUGCACACACACCCUGCACAAACACACCUUUAUAGCCGAAGGAGGAAACUGCAGAUCAUCGGCGGCCAUUGUGGCUCAAGUCCCCUAUUAGUUUACACAGGCGGCUGCACACGGGUCAGAGCCAAAAUGGCGCCAGUUUCCACACUCAAUGAAGGAGACUGAGAACAGAUAAAACUGGAUGUGCUAAUUAUUAAAAAAAAAAGCCAUUUUAUUUUGUUAUUUGAGCUCGCAGGACGGCGAGACUCCUUUCCUUUACUGUCAUGCACUUUCUAAUGAAGUUAAAAUGAUACCACACACACACACACAAACCGAUAGACACACGCUGGAGCCCCUUUCCAGAUUGCUGAGGCCUGACAGGAAACUACGGCCCGGCGGCGGCCAUUCCGGCUCUAGCGCCCUAUAGUUUAGAACAGGCUGGACACGGGUCUAGAGCCAAAAUGGCGGCAGCUUCCAGACCACCCCCUUCUCUGACGUUUUCUGUAAAUUUCACAGCACAGGCAGAAAUAUACAAACUCUGCUGUGGUUUUAUUUUUGAUUUUUAUUCAGAGAACUAGAACAUCAAUAAAACGUUUCAUGUUA
Molecule: messenger RNA, 1745 nt
Organism: Polyodon spathula (Mississippi paddlefish)
Lineage: Eukaryota; Metazoa; Chordata; Actinopteri; Acipenseriformes; Polyodontidae
Gene: prl
Product: prolactin
Exons: 5
Coding region: 185-892 (235 amino acids)
Biological process (GO): positive regulation of cell population proliferation; positive regulation of receptor signaling pathway via JAK-STAT; response to nutrient levels
Cellular component (GO): extracellular region
Molecular function (GO): hormone activity
Source: RefSeq, a predicted model, not a curated record